This is a messenger RNA of Daphnia pulex (common water flea), 617 nucleotides long. RefSeq lists its product as uncharacterized. Bases 30 to 617 code for a protein of 195 amino acids. Lineage: Eukaryota; Metazoa; Arthropoda; Branchiopoda; Diplostraca; Daphniidae. The transcript is spliced from 2 exons. The record is from RefSeq and is a predicted model, not a curated record.
UUUAACGCUAGGCGAAUGGUAGUCUUUCUAUGGUGGAAGGAACCCCGGCUUCCCGCGGUACUGAUGCGCAUCUUGAAGAAGCGGUGGCUGGUGGAUCCAAUGAUGGGAACGACGUGGAAGCGGUAGCUGCAAGAGCUGCAGGGCGUCCAAAAAGGACCAUUAAGCGUCGGGAGAUCCUUGAUCCUUCCCAUGUAGCCAGACGUACUUCGGUUGCUGCUAAUCGGCAGAAAUCACCAUCACCUUCCCCAAACAGAGCAACUCCUAUUGCACAUUCAUCUCCUCUUUCUUUAUCACAAAUAAUUUCUCCUGAUUUGGUAUUAGCCUCUCCAAUUCGAUCUCCUGAAGUUUCUACUCCGCCACAGCGAAGAGAACGUGUCCAGACCCCUCUGCAAGAAGUCCGACAUCAGAAUUCUCCUGCCGAAGCCGAGCAUUCAUUAGCAACUGCUGAUCUAUCGUUACCAUCUGUAUCCAGGCGUAAUUACGAAAGCGAGGGCAUAAGAGCUGAACCACCAAUAGAUCCUAGUGAAUCUGUUUUGGAAGUAAUAUUUGGAAUGCCAAUGUUUUCAACUGUUACAUCUGCUAACAAGGAAUCUGAAAAUGGUUAUACUUACAAAUAA